AUGUUGUUUUUCAGUUUCUUCAAAACCCUUGUGGAUCAGGAGGUUGUGGUUGAGUUGAAGAAUGACAUAGAAAUCAAAGGAACCUUGAAGUCUGUGGACCAGUAUCUCAACUUGAAGUUGGACAACAUCUCUACUGUCAACGAAGAGAAGUACCCACACUUGAAAGCCGUCAAAACCCUUUUUGUUAGAGGCUCCACUGUUCGUUACGUGCACUUGAGUGCAAACUCAGUCGACUGCACUUUGCUACAAGACGCUUCGAGACGAGAAGCUAUGGCUCAGGCCGGAAAAUAA
Messenger RNA from Australozyma saopauloensis, 291 nucleotides. RefSeq names its product Sm-like protein (gene SNP3). The transcript is spliced from 2 exons. Gene Ontology annotation, biological process: mRNA splicing, via spliceosome. Gene Ontology annotation, molecular function: RNA binding. Lineage: Eukaryota; Fungi; Ascomycota; Pichiomycetes; Serinales; Metschnikowiaceae. The coding region runs from base 1 to 291 and encodes 96 amino acids. The record is from RefSeq and is a predicted model, not a curated record. Gene Ontology annotation, cellular component: U6 snRNP; catalytic step 2 spliceosome; U4/U6 x U5 tri-snRNP complex.